GUGCGCAAGCACAUGCUCAGCGUGUUUGUGGCGGAUGAGUCGGGGCUGAUCAACCGCGUGGCGGGCGUGUUUGCGCGGCGCGGUGCCAACAUCGAGUCGCUGGCUGUGGGGCUGACGGUGGACAAGGCCCUGUUCACCAUUGUGGCUACCGGCACCGAUGCCACGGUGGCCAACCUGGCCAAGCAAAUUGCCAAGCUGGUGAAUGUGCGGUACGUGGAGGACAUCACCGAUGAGAGCCACGUGGAGCGCGAGCUCAUGCUGAUCAAGGUGCACGCGCCCCCUGGCCCAACCCGCACCGAGGUCACCCAGAUCGCCGACAUCUUCCGCGCCCACGCCGUGGACUGCUCCGACCGCACCAUGACGCUGCAGGUCACGGGCGACGUGGGCAAGAUGGAGGCCUUCCGCCGCGUGCUGGCCAAGUUUGGGGUGGUGGAGCUGGUGCGCACGGGGCGCAUCAGCCUCAAGCGCGGAGACCGCAUGUUUGACACGGGGGCCUGGAGCCAGCGCCAGGCAGGGCGAUCAGCCCCUGCCUGCUGCCGCGCGCCCGCGCCGCCUGCCCGCAGCUCCAGCACCCCGCGGGCGCACCCGUCGGUGCAGCAGCCCACGGCGCAGCCGGGGGAUGGCGACGUCUACGCCUCAAACGUGCUGGAUGCAGCAUACGACACCGUGGCGGCGGUGGCCAAGGAGCCAGAUGUGCUGGCCAUUGAGGUGCAGGAUGUGCCGGGCGUGCUCAACCAGGUGACGGGGGUGUUUGCGCGGCGCGGCUACAACGUGCAGAGCCUGGCCGUGGGCAACAGCGAGCGGGAGGGCAUGAGCCGAAUCACCAUAGUGGUCCCCGCCAGCACCAGCAGCAUCGCCAACCUCAUCAAGCAGCUCAACAAGCUGGUGUAUGUGGAGAAUGUGGAGGAGCUGACGCUGGUGCCGCACGUGUCGCGGGAGCUCAUGCUCGUCAAGGUGGCCUGCUCGGCGUCGCAGCGCGGGGAGCUGGUCAGCCUGGCAUCGAUCUUCCGGGCCCAGGUGUGCGACGUGAGCGUCAACACGCUGACCCUGGAGGUGACGGGCAGGGAGGAGAAGAUGGUGGCGCUCAAGGAGGUGCUGGAGCCGCACGGCAUCCUGGAGGUGGCGCGCACGGGGCGCGUGUGCAUGCAGCGCGACAGCGGGCUGGACUCCAAGUUCCUGGGGCGCGUGGCGGGCAGCCGCGUCAUGCUCUGAGCGGUCGGCUCGUGGGCGCAGCAGCCGCGCCGCGCCCUGGGCUGGGCAUGCUCUGAGCUGGGGCUCGCCCACAGGCGGCUGCCUGUGGAAGGGGAAGGCGGGCUGGGGUGGCGGCCGC
This is a messenger RNA of Chlorella variabilis, 1330 nucleotides long. RefSeq lists its product as hypothetical. The record is from RefSeq and is a predicted model, not a curated record. Lineage: Eukaryota; Viridiplantae; Chlorophyta; Trebouxiophyceae; Chlorellales; Chlorellaceae. Gene Ontology annotation, cellular component: cytosol. The coding region runs from base 13 to 1212 and encodes 399 amino acids. The transcript has 10 exons. Gene Ontology annotation, molecular function: acetolactate synthase regulator activity; acetolactate synthase activity. Gene Ontology annotation, biological process: L-valine biosynthetic process.